GAGACACCAAGCACAUAUAUCCAUCUUCGGAGCAAGAUACCUGUUCAAGUGGUGGCUGGACUAUACUACAACGAAGAAGCUAAACAAUGUGCUGUACGAGUCGGGCGCUUUCGAAUAGUAUAUAAGCGAUCCGUGCGAUGUCAUCCUCCACCAGUGUCGAGCUGGCAAGUAUGGCUCUAGUACAAUCCUCACCUAAUCACCAGCGCUACGAAGACGGCGCAGAUUCCUUGCUUACCUGGUGGUACGAUGAGCUCCUGAAUCAAGCACCUCCCCAAUUGAAUGAAGCCUUCGCCCAGCCUGUACGCCCCAACCCGACAGUUCCAGACAGGCUACAGGCUUCGUUGGAUACACCAUCGUGGCACUGGGCGCAUCAUGACGUGCUCCUAUCCGGAAAUUCGACUUCUCGCGCAGAAGCGCAAAUACCUCCACUGCCGUUUCUAUUUGUCGAAGACCUUCCCGACUCCUUUAAGACGACGGACGUCCAGCCGCAGACGUGGCCGACGGACGCAGCUCCCUUACCUCGUCUUUCUGUUCCGACAACUUCGUCCGAGCCUUGGGAAGCCGCUGCAUCAUGGCCUCACGCGCUCUAUCAUUGGAAUACCAAGGGAUAUGACGACUCUCGGCGCGAGAUUGGCUCCCAAGCGCAGACCGAAGCUUCAUUGAGGCGUAGAGCGGUACAGCCCUGCCUCACUUCCUCCUUCACGUGCGAACAAUGCGGUAAGACGUUCACGCGCAAGAAGAACCUUACCGACCAUAUACUGCGCCACCAGAAUCGCAAGGAUUUCGCAUGCAGUUUCUCUGAUUGUCUGUCACGCUUCAACACAAGUAGCGACCUUGAAAGACAUAUUCGGAUCGUGCACAAGAGAAACCUGCGGCGAAGCACAUCUGCGCGGCCGACGACAGCGUUAGCGAUGCAAGGCAUGUCCUUCGCCAAGCCAGGCGGCAACCAACUUCAACACGUCCAUUCGCAAUGACUUAGCGGUAUGAUUACGCACUGGCGACGUAUCUAUGGCUUCCGUAUGUGCACCUCAGGCGUCUCCCGACACCGAUGAUCGUGGUCAUG
Messenger RNA from Schizophyllum commune H4-8, 1063 nucleotides. RefSeq lists its product as uncharacterized. Bases 138 to 974 code for a protein of 278 amino acids. Gene Ontology annotation, cellular component: nucleus. The transcript is spliced from 7 exons. NCBI's taxonomy places the organism in Eukaryota, Fungi, Basidiomycota, Agaricomycetes, Agaricales, Schizophyllaceae. The record is from RefSeq and is a predicted model, not a curated record.